UUUGCCCUGUGAUACUCAUUCCUGUCACUGAUUAACCAGCAGUACAGGCAGGCUAUCCUGCCAACAUUUACUGUGCCUGGGGAGAGACAUCUGGCCAACCUUUGGUGAGCAGGGAAAAUGUCCACUCGUUACCACCAAGCUGCUAGUGAUAGCUACCUGGAACUUCUGAAAGAGGCUACCAAGCGAGAUCUGAAUCUCUCUGAUGAAGAUGGCAUGACUCCCACUCUCCUGGCAGCCUACCACGGGAACUUGGAAGCCCUGGAAAUUAUCUGCAGCAGAGGAGGGGAUCCUGAUCGAUGUGACAUCUGGGGAAAUACUCCUCUACAUUAUGCAGCCUCCAAUGGCCAUGCCCACUGUGUCUCAUUCCUGGUCAACUUUGGGGCUAACAUCUUUGUCCUGGAUAAUGACUUACAGUCUCCGUUGGAUGCUGCUGCCAGCAGGGAGCAGAAUGAAUGUGUGGCCCUCCUGGAUAAGGCUGCCACUGUACAGAACAGUAUGAACCCCAAGAAGGUCGCCAGGCUGAAGGAGCAGGCUCAGAAGAAUGCCAGGAAGCAGAUCAAAGAGUGUGAAAGGAUCCAGGUGAAGCACCAAAAUAAGAUGGCCCACACCUACAGCAAGGAGGAAUCUGGGACUCUUUCUUCAUCCAAGGGUACAUUCUCGAAGUCAUCCUUUUCAAAUGCUUCUGCCUCCAGUACAUUUGGAUCCCUGUCUAAGGGCAUUAAGGAUACCUUCAAGUUAAAGUUCAAGAAAAACAAAGACACAGCGGAGCAGGUGGGAAGGGAAGGCAGAAGUGGGCAGAAGAAUGUGAUGGAAAUGUUCAGAGAGGAGGAAGAAGACUCCUUCUCAGAGGACCUCAAAGAGAAGCUCCAGAUCCCAUCAGAGGAGAACAGCAGUGGGCAACAUGAAUCCAUUCUCAGCCGUCCAGGUCUAGGAAAUAUUGUUUUUCAAGGAAACAGAGUAUCGAGCCCUGAAGACAUCUCAGACAGCAAGAGGGAGUUGGAAUUCCAAAUGCCCAGGGAAUUGCUUCAGAGACAAGAAGAAGCAGAGGCUGAUGAAGAGAUAGAGGACAACAUCCCUGGAGAUGACCUGCCUUGGGAUGAGGCUGAAGUGGAGUGGGAGGAGGAUGUGGUCGAUGCCACUCCCCUGGAAGUGUUCCUGCAGUCCCAUCAUCUGGAGGAAGUCCUCCCCAUUCUCAUGAGAGAGGAGAUCGAUCUAGAAGCUCUAUUGCUUUGCUCUGAUGAGGACCUUCAGAACAUACAAAUGCACUUGGGUCCCAGGAAGAAAGUACUUAAUGCCAUAAACAGAAGGAAGCAGGUGCUACAACAGCCUGGGCUGCUGGUUGACACCAGUCUCUGAUGCAGAGUGGUAGCUCAACAAGUGAGUCUGCAUGGCCCACUGGAAGCACUCCAGGCAAAAUCCCCUCUCUACUCAAUGCCAGGCCAUCAUGAAUGGUUUCUAGGGUUUUGGAUAUGCCUACCUAAGAGGCCCAAAUUCUGUCUGGGAAAUUUUCUAUACCCCAUCCAAAUAAACCAUCACCAAGACACUCAAGACAACCUCAGAACAAGAAAAUGGCAUUUGUCUUCAGUUAUCCUUUUGAUAUUUUUGAAUAAAGAAAUGGUCAAAUGGAUGACAGAAAGGGAAAAGAAGCUUUCUUUACUUUUCUAACUCUGUACUUAAAUUUACAAACUCCCAUCCCACUAGUUUGCUGCUUUCUUUCUAAUCAUCAUAGGCUGCAGAUUCUAACUCUGGCGCUGUUGUUGGCUCUAUGACUUUGUGUUCUGGUGGAAACUGAAUAACCAGUGGAGGCAUUGGCCUGUGGCUUGAUGCCCAAUUCAAAUGCAUCUAACCUUUUAACAGAUGUUUACAACUAAUAGAAAUGGGUCUAUCAUGCUCAUACCUGACAGGGUGGCAGGUAGGAAGAGGGAAGCAAGAAAUAAAAUGUAGAGUACCUGUCAUAAACUAAAUUGUAUACCCCCAAAAUGCGUAUGUUGAAGACUUAACCCACCAAUGUGACUAGGUUUGGAGACAGGAUUAAGAUUAAAUGAGAUCAUAAGGAUGGGUCCCUAAUCUCAUAUAACUGGUGUCCAUAUGAGAAAAAGAGAUGCCAGGGAUACAUGCAGAGAGAGAGAGAAGGCCAAGUGAGGACACAAUAAUUCUCACAGUGAGAAGCUGAAGGAGAGAGGCCUCAGGAGGAAAAAAAAAAAAACCUGCCAUCUCUCAGUCUUGAACUUCCAGCCUCCAAAACUGUGAAAAAAAAAAUGUCUGUUGUGGAAGCCACUCAGUCUAUGGUAUUUUGUUAUGGCAGCCCCAGCGGAGGAACAGAGCAAGAGGGUAGAGGAAGAGAAAAAGGAUACAGAAAAAUGACUUUUCUAGGAGUAGAUGAUGCCUUCUACUUAGAAAAGGGAGAAUAAAACCCAGGUUCUUUGUGGGGAAGAUUGGAUUAUAAAGGUAAAGUUUGACAUUUUCAUGUUUACUAUGAAUAUAUCUUUUACUGUUGUUUAUCGCCAUUGCUGCAUGUCUGAAUAUGUGUUAAGUUCUACAACAUGAACUGGCCAGAUGCUGCUGACAUGUUUUUGUGAAUGGCAAUCCCAAUUUCAAAUUGAAACCCUGCUGAAUAUCUAAGCUUCUUUGGAUUUUUAUGGCCAGAUUUACGUGACAUGGAAGUUACCACUGAUUAUGUGUGUAAGAUAGAAAUAGCUGUUUAUCUUUGGCAUGUUUUUGGGUACUUCAAGAGGCACCAAAGAUAUAAGUUUAGGAAGCAUACAAAUGUUCAAAUAUGAUGAGCAGUUGGCCCAGUCUUUCUCAAUGGGUGGAUGCAGAAAGCUUGCCUGCCAUUGAAUAAAUGUGUUGCAGUAGGGGAUGAUUAUAUUUACAGAUACCGUGGUCUGUUGUUCUGGAAUCAACUCAAGUUGUAUUUGCCUUCAGUAAUGUGCACAAAAGCAGUUGGCAGAAAGAAGGCACUCAGAGUCUGAGCUUGCCUCUAUUAUACGUCAUCGCUGUAAAUGCCGGAUUGCCUCUCCUCCUAUUCCCCAGAAUCUUCCUGAUGAGGCAUCAUUUCCAGCCCCUGCCCCAAGUUACACAGCAAGGAGAGUGUCAUCAGUCAAGGAGGCAGAAAUGAGCCUAACUGUGCAAUUUUCACCCCCCUUGGGGGAGAUGUUUGCCAUUGGGGGCCCCUGGGGGUCCCUUUAGACACUUUUAUGCUUUUCUUGGGGGUUCUUGGCCUCUUAUGAUUUUCAGACUUAAUAAACAAGAGUUCUACCAACUUCUUAGCAGUGAAGAUAUAGCCUCCCCAUCAGACAGCAUUAGGUCAUAAAAA
Lepus europaeus (European hare) is the source of this 3316-nucleotide messenger RNA. It is a transcript of the gene ANKS4B, whose product is annotated as ankyrin repeat and sterile alpha motif domain containing 4B. The record is from RefSeq and is a predicted model, not a curated record. Gene Ontology annotation, biological process: brush border assembly. Bases 118 to 1356 code for a protein of 412 amino acids. Lineage: Eukaryota; Metazoa; Chordata; Mammalia; Lagomorpha; Leporidae. The transcript is spliced from 2 exons. Gene Ontology annotation, molecular function: protein binding.